Messenger RNA from Merops nubicus (carmine bee-eater), 1162 nucleotides. It is a transcript of the gene SULT4A1, whose product is annotated as sulfotransferase family 4A, member 1. Lineage: Eukaryota; Metazoa; Chordata; Aves; Coraciiformes; Meropidae. The transcript is spliced from 7 exons. Gene Ontology annotation, cellular component: cytoplasm. The coding region runs from base 166 to 783 and encodes 205 amino acids. The record is from RefSeq and is a predicted model, not a curated record. Gene Ontology annotation, molecular function: sulfotransferase activity. Gene Ontology annotation, biological process: sulfation.
UGACAUAACAGCAGAGCUUGUCAGGGAAGAGCAUUUCUCAGGUACAGUGCACUGAAGUAACUCAGAUGCUUACCAGCUCCAUUUUAGUUAGGACUGGGCACAGGCUUGCUGCAGGAAGUGGUCUAUCUAGUGAGUCAGGGAGCUGAUCCAGAUGAGAUUGGACUAAUGAAUAUAGAUGAACAACUUCCAGUCCUAGAGUACCCUCAGCCUGGUCUGGACAUCAUCAAGGAACUGACAUCUCCUCGCCUCAUAAAAAGCCACCUACCGUAUCGUUUUUUGCCUUCAGACCUCCAUAAUGGUAAUUCAAAGGUCAUAUACAUGGCUCGAAACCCCAAAGACCUGGUGGUGUCUUAUUACCAGUUCCACCGCUCUCUAAGGACCAUGAGCUACAGAGGAACGUUCCAGGAGUUCUGCAGAAGGUUUAUGAAUGACAAGUUAGGAUAUGGCUCGUGGUUUGAACAUGUGCAAGAGUUUUGGGAACAUCACAUGGAUGCCAAUGUCCUUUUUCUCAAGUAUGAAGAUAUGCAUAAGGACCUAGCAACAAUGGUUGAGCAGCUGGUGAGGUUUUUGGGAGUUUCUUACGACAAAGCACAGUUGGAAUCCAUGGUGGAACACUGCCAUCAACUCAUUGAUCAGUGCUGUAAUGCAGAAGCACUUCCUGUUGGCAGGGGACGAGUUGGGCUGUGGAAAGACAUCUUCACUGUUUCCAUGAAUGAAAAAUUUGAUUUAGUUUAUAAACAGAAGAUGGGAAAAUGCGACCUCACAUUUGAUUUUUAUUUAUAAAAAAAAAAUGCAUGCAUAUGAUAUCCAAAUAUAGCUAGAAGUGCUUUAUGCAUCAUUUAUUACCUGCUGGACAAACUACUGUAGCUAUUAUGUGUAACAAGGUUUAAAGAAAGAAAAACAAUCUAAGUAAACCAUAUGGGAUAAAAUUAUCUUUGAUCCUAAGCAGCUGUUUAUCUUCUAGUAUUUUAGUCCUUUGUCCCCAUGCAAGAACCUCCCAGACAAUACUAGAAUAUUCAGCUGUGAUGGAAUGUAUUAUAUACAUGUAAGGUAUGUAUCAUAUAUGCAACUAGAAUGUACACCUUUUUGGCCCCACAUUGAUUAUUUAAUGUGUUUUAUAAAAGCUUUUCACUAGAACCUAAAUAAACGUCCAUAAACCAAA